This is a messenger RNA of Podospora pseudocomata, 1324 nucleotides long. RefSeq lists its product as uncharacterized. The record is from RefSeq and is a predicted model, not a curated record. NCBI's taxonomy places the organism in Eukaryota, Fungi, Ascomycota, Sordariomycetes, Sordariales, Podosporaceae. Gene Ontology annotation, biological process: cellular response to carbon dioxide; carbon utilization; cellular response to oxidative stress. Gene Ontology annotation, molecular function: zinc ion binding; carbonate dehydratase activity. The coding region runs from base 380 to 1324 and encodes 314 amino acids. Gene Ontology annotation, cellular component: cytoplasm. The transcript has a single exon.
UCUUGACCAAAAAUGUUGAGGGAAUUGCAGCUCCCGCCAAGCUCACGAUCGUCGAUCCCUUCAAUAUCCGAUCUCCACGCCCCCACUCCGCCGGAUCGCAAACAGGGUUAGGGCUCCUAUCAAAAACAUCACAACAUUUCUCUCAUCUGCAUGAAGAGAUGCACAACUCCGCUUCCCUACGUCACAGAAUGGGACCAAUUCCCAGCCCCAAAAAAAAUGAGAAUUAGAGGCUGACGGAGCCCACCCACACCGCAUUUUUAGUCUCGCUCAACAUUCCAUCGGCCGCCGGACAAGUGAGGGGAGAAAGGACGGAAAGAGGGGAAGACCAGAGGAAAAAAAAAAAAAAAAACACCGGACAACCCGCCCAGAAACCUUGGUCAUGCUCAACUCACGUGUCACCACGUCGCUCUUGCAGCAUCCAACCUCCGCCGCUAUCCGACGCGCUUUUAUCUCCAGUUCUAGCUCCCCUUCCUCCUCUUUUCUCUCUUCUCCUCUUGUCAGGUCCGGACCGUUGCGCUUCCCCACACCAACAGCCACAACCCCUUCCCUCCUGCGUCAUUGCUCCUCUGACUCCCACUCUUCGUCAUCAUCAUCAAACCCAAAGUCCAAACUCCCCAACGCCAACCCCUCAUCGGACAAAUCCACCUGGCGCGCCAUGGCCGAAAAGGACAUCAGCCGCUACCUCCGCCAAACCCACGACCGCGUGUUCGAGCACAACCGUGCCUGGGCCGCCGAGAAGAAGAAGGCCGACCCCGACUUCUUCGCCAACCUCUCCGCCGGCCAAACACCAGAGUACCUCUGGAUAGGAUGUUCCGAUUCCCGCAUUCCCGCCGAGCAAAUCACUGGCCUCGAACCCGGCGACGCGUUUGUCCACCGCAACAUCGCCAACCUGGUCUGCAACACCGAUCUUAACGUCAUGGCCGUCAUCAACUACGCCGUCCGCCAUUUGAAGGUGAAGCACAUUGUUGUGUGCGGGCACUAUGGCUGCGGUGGUGUAAAGGCUGCCAUGUCGGCCAAGGAUCUGGGGAUUUUGAACCCCUGGUUGAGAAAUAUCAGAGAUGUGUACAGGCUGCAUGAGAAGGAGCUGGAUGCGAUUGCGAACGAGGAGGAGAGGUAUAACCGGUUGGUGGAGCUGAAUGUGAUUGAACAGUGCAAGAAUGUGGUCAAGACGGCGGGGGUGCAGCAAAGUUAUGCCGAGAAUAGCUUUCCGAUUGUGCAUGGAUGGGUGUUCGGGUUUAAUGAUGGGUUGUUGAGGGAUUUGCAGAUUGAUUUUGAGGGCAUGUUGAAGGAUAUUCAGAAGAUUUAUAACUUGACUGAGAGCUGA